AUGUUUGGCUAUGGGCUGACAUUCGGUGUUGGAGAAUCCGGGAACCCUUAUAUAGGCCUUGGUGAUUUUUUCUUCGAUCCAGAAAGGGAUGAUGAUAUUACGUUAGAUUCGGUGAGGAUUUGACUUUUAAAAAAAAUUUAAUCAUUUAGGGCUUAACUUUUUCCUUGUUGAAUCGAUGUAUUGGAUUCUUGAUCUCUUUUUUUUUUGAAUAAUAAAAUCUUCUCAUUUACCGUUCUUUGGAACUCCAAAGGGGUUCCUAUAGGGGCAACCUUAGGGGCUCUUAGAGGGUCCCUUUAACGACCCCUAUAGGGUCCACUAAAGCUUGCAAAUGUGAUCCCUCUUUAGAGGACAUGCUGGUCGAUACCUUUCAAGAAAAACAACCGUUUUUUGAAUAAAAUUGAAAGACCCUAUAGGGACCACUUAAGCUUUAGGGGGCUGGACCUCUUUAGGGACCACCUUGAUUUUACCCCUAUAGGGACCACUUUUCCUAAACACCUUCUGGAACCAAGUGGAAGCCUAUCUUUCCCUUUUAUCUAGAAAAUAACAAAAAUUGAUUUACAGCGAGGCAUUUCCUACACUUUAUUCAUCUUCCAAAUGAGUUUUGCCACAACAACUUCUACUAUUGUUUCAGGUUUUAAAGGUAAAUGUGUACCGAAAAGAUUCUCUUUUUUUCAGCUGGGAUGGCGGAACGGAUUUAUUUGAAAUCCCACUGCUUUGUCUCGUUUUUUAUCACCCUCGUUCACUCCAUCGCCGGCCAUUGGGUGAAUUUUAUUGAAUUAAAAAGAAAAGGCGAAAAGUUAAAGGCAUAGGGGCAGCACAGUGUUCCAAAAGAGACGGCGGAAAGCGAAAAAAAAGGUCGUCGCAAUGGGGCGAAAACGCGAGUUUUUUCUAACGCAACGCGGUGCGGCGCGUGUCACCCCCACAAAAUUUCAUUCACUUUUAAUACGGUUGUUUCUCUUUUUCUUGCAUAUUUUACCAUUCUUUCGUAUUUUUUCACAUUGUAUGUGUUCUCAAAACGUGUUUAUCGCGUUUUCCAGAGGUUUGAAGUGAUUUUCGAUUGUUCUCGUCACAGAAAUUCGCAUUAAAAUGACAUUUUUUUGAUGACAACUUAUUUCGCAUAAGAUAUUUCGUUUGUUUUUUUGUUUAAGAAUUUUCAAAUGGACUUUCUUAAGAGAAACGCUGUGAGAUUUUUUUCUCAAAAAUUUUUUUCGAGGCAGUAUUCGACGAAAUUAUUCCUGAAAAUGUCAUUUUUGGGUGACAACUUUAUUCGUACAAGAUAAUAUGUAUUUGUUUUUUUGUUUUAAAACGUUCAAAUGGUAUUUCUUGAGAGAAGUGCUUUGAGCUUUUUCUCAAUUUUUCCCUUUGGAAGUUCGAUUUGACGAGUUUUCCUAAAAAACGACAUUUUGGGAGAUAUUGUGUUUUGCAAAAACUUUUUCGUCUCUUUCUUCAUUUAAAUUUGUUCUUUACAAUUUAUUACACAUCAAAAAUUUUUGAAAACUUGCGAGAACCUAGGAAAAACAUCAUUUAAUGGUCUUUUUCCAACCACUAAAUCCACAAAACUUGACUCUCAUUCCCGCGCCCCUAUUGCAAUAAACCGUGCCGCUGUUGCAGUCAGCCACGCCUACUGACCACAGCUGCCGCUCGUUUGGGAACACUGUGGGCAGUAAAAAACGGGGUUCCAGGUGAAAGCAGUAUCUUGUAUAGUUUUUCAUUACGAAUCGAAUGGAGUACUCAAAAAAAAUUACAGAUGUGACUAAUAAUUUUGAAGAAAAACGCGAUUUCACUUUCCCGCCUUUAAAUUUGAAAAAAGCUUUGGAUCGGUAUGCAGACAAAUGUUUACAGUAGCCGUGAACGCGAUGUUGCGGACGUCUCAUUAGACUCGCAUUUUGUGAGAAAUAACCGGAUAUCUGCUUCAAAUUAAGGACUUCUUUUCUGAAAAAACAUUGAGUCAAACAAAAAACAGACACCGAUAAUAAAGGUAGGGGGCGCAAAGCCCCGCCCCCACGCCACCAAAAUGACGAUUUUUUUGUUGCAAAAACGGUUUUGAGGCGUUUAUACUAGCUAAAGUCCCACUUUAAAAAUAAACUGUUUUUGUUAAACUAUGUAAUCGACAACGCUCUACAAGACUGAAUAUUUUUUAAAACUAUUUAUUUUUUUCAAAAAAAUAAGCGAAAAAAAGUAAGAUUUAACACGAAAAAAACUGACAAGUUUCACAAAAUCGUCGCGUUUCAGAAAACCAAGUGAGGAACGCGUCUAAAUUUUUUUCAGUAUGUUAUACAUUAACACUUUCUUUAUUUUUUUGAGUGAAAAUGAAAAAAAUCUACCGACGCGAAAAAAAUAUUAAAGCUUGUAAAGUGACACCAAACUUUGAAGCUGAAAUGCGAAAAAAAAUUUCAGCGACAAGGUAUACUUUUUUUAUUUGAUUUUUAAACUAACAGUGUGUCCAAAAAAAUAAAAAAAUUCAAAAAUGAAAACAAUUAUUGGGACAGCGAAUCAAAUUAUAUUUGAGUUUUACCAAAACCUCCUUUUUUUCGCCUGCCUCGUUGACGCAUGAGAGAAUAGGAUCGCGUCUAUAUUUUUUUGAUUAUGUUAUUAAGCGUUCAAAAACUCUAUCAAUGAAAAAAAAUUAAGAAAAAAAUCGAUCGACGCGAAAAAAAUAACGGCUUUGAAAAACCUCGAAAAAAAUGGCAAUUUUUUUGAAAUUUCGGAAGAUUUCGUGCAAGUGUCCGUAGCAGUGUUUGCGUCAAACACACCGAUGCGCCCCUUUUAAAUGUCGCAGGAGCCGUUUUUUUCGGAGUCAAAUUGCACUUUUUUUCCUGUUUUAUUUCGAAAUAACAUUAUUUUUUUCAUUUUUUUCUUUUUUUCCAAACCAAAUGAUAAUAAUUUUUUUCUGAGUAGAAAAAAAGAAAAAAAAUAAGCUGAAAAAAAUCCCUUUGACCUUUUUUUGCUAGGUAGUUUUUUUGAUAUUUUAUCAAAAAAAUUCUUAUGAGGAUUGUACAAAAGAUUCAUACCAAAACAUGAAGCUCAGUUCGGAUAACCUCUCAGAACAGAAAACCGAUUUAAAAACGGUCCAGAAACGCGUAAAAACAUUUAAAAAGAAAGCGUGCGGCAGUGGGUAAACCGUGAGAUUUCGCCUCCAGUUGAACGCCGAGCGCGCUAGUUUUUUGGCCAUAACUUUUUUCUUAGUGGAGCUUUUUUCAAAACUAAACGGAUUAUGAAAAUGGACAGUCUCCUCUAGCGAACAAUGUGAAAAACAUAUUUUUUGAAUCGUUCUGAAGAAAUGGCUUGCGGUCCCUAAAUAAAGGAAACACAAAAUAUCGCAAUCCCAAUCGAAACCUGUGUAAAAUCAUCAUUUUUCACCAGAAAUGUUUUUUUGCGAUCAAAGUUUGCAAAUUAUUCAUGAAUAGAAAGCUUUUGUGACGAAAAGAACUUUGGUGACAACAGAAAAAAUUGAAAAUUGAAAGAAACGAAGAAAAAAGCGAAAAUCCGAAAAAUGGCAAAGCCUGUUGUCCAUAGAGCAACUUUACUGCAAAGCGCCCUUUUCGCGGGAACUCAAGCUUUCUCUCUCCGACUUUAAAUUAUUUUUUCUCCAAAACUAGGAAGUUUGGUACAUUUCCAAGUUCGCCGUUCGAUUCGCAAUGAAAAUCUUUACAAAGUGCUGCUUUGAACUGAAACACGGUUUUUUACUGCCCCUAUGCCUUUAAUCAAGUCCUUAUGAAAUAUUUGCGGAUUCUGCGUCAUUAUUUCUCAUACUUUCAGGUGUGGCACUCGCGAGGGAUCUUCCGACAAAUGGGCGUAAUCGACUCGGCCGGCUGCUCUGCCGUUCAUCUUGUCGGAGGCGUUUCUGGCCUCGUCGCCACGAUCUAUUUGAGGCCAAGAAGGGGAAGAUUCACCAAGAAAGAGUCGAAAACCGUCAGCGACCCGACCAAAGCCAUUUUGGGUAGAAGUCUCGAAAUUCCCAAAAAUCCUUCAUUUUCAAGGCUUUUUGAUGAUCUGGUGGGGCUGGUUGGCCUUCAACACCUCGUCGAAUUAUGCGGUCACCAAUCGGCAAUGGACCGAAGGGAUACGGUAGGGGAAAACUGUGUAAUUUGGCGUGGGAAUGAGGCGUUUUUCUAGUUCAGCGGUCGGCACGAUCAUGGCGUCGGCUGGAGGAGGUGGGCUUAGGAAUGUUAAAAUUUACGUAAAUUUAAAAAUUAAGAACUCCAGAGUGGUCCCUAUAGGGGCAACCUUAGAUUUUACCAACUCCUAUAAGGGCCCCUUUGAUUUUACCCCUAAAGGGAGCACUUUUUCGGUCCCUAAAAGGGGUCAUUUCUCCUAACCCCUAUAGGGAUCAUUCUAUUUCGUAUAUUGUAUUAUUAACCAUCUAGGAACUCCAGAGUGGUCCCUAUAAUGGCAGCCUUAGGGGCCCUUGGGUGGAGUCCUUUAGGGAUCAUUUUACCCACUCCUAUAGGGGCCACCUUGAUUUUACCCCUAAAGGGACCACUUUUUCGGUCCCCAUAAGGAUCAUUCUCCUUCUAACGGUUUUGUAUAUUGUAUUAUCCCAUUUAGGAACUCCAGAGUGGUCCCUAUAGGGACCCUUGAAUGGUGCCAUCUAGGGGCCACUUUACUAACCCCUAUAGGGUUCACUAAAGCUUGCAAAAUUGGCCCCUAUAGGGGUUUUAGUUUGUGGCCUCUAUAGGGGACAUGCUAGUCGAUAAUUUUUAUGAACCCUAUGCGAAAAACUAAACAAAUAACCCUUUUUGAAUAAGUUCGAACAAUCCCCAAAGGGGCCACUUAAGUUCAGACCCUUAACCCGUAUCGGGACCAUUUGACCCCUAUAGGAAUCACUUACGAGUCUUUUUGUUCGUCGAACCCCUAUAGGGACCACUCCGAAACUGCAAAGCGUUACAGGUGUGGUUACGGUGAUCGUUUCCAAAGUGACCACGAAAAAGAUCGAAAUGGACAUGUUGAUUGAUGGUCUCCUUGCUUCUCUUGUUUCCAGUGCUGGUGAGGAUUUUUUAAAAGUAUUUUUCACUUUUCUUUCUCUUCUCAUUUUGGAAACCAUAUCUUUUCUCGAUAUGAAACAUAAUUUUAUUAUCAUUUUCUUCAAAAUAUUAUUUAUUGAAGUAGUUAUGAACAAGGUACCUAGUUAGGCAAAGUCGGAAAGGGUGGAAAAAGGUACCUUUUUGCAGCCUUUUUGCGCCUUUUUUUCAGUAUUUAUGCACCAUUUUUGCUGCCUCUCUCUUUCUGCACCAUUUCUAGAGCCUUUAAAAUUCCAGAAAAGAAAUGGUAGGCUUGAUAAAGGGGCCCUUUUGCUGCCUUUCUGCGGCCUUUUUUUUUGAAAUCAGUGAAGAAAACUACGUCUAAUGAAGGUGGUUCCAUUGGGAAACCUCACUUUUCUGAAGGAAUUUGUUUUUUUUUAACCCAAUCUUAUUUCCGACCCACUUCUACCUAUAGCUGAUUCACGGCUGGCUUGAGCCAUUGAAAAAGGGUCCUGACACGAUAAUGCACGAGAUAGCGCCUGGCUGGUGGAGUGCGCAGACAGGACACGCCCCCUCCCAAGCUGACCGUGAAUCAGCUAUAAGAAAAAAGAUUUUUCAGGCGGCUGUCUGUACUACAAUCCCUGGCAAGCGACCGUAGUCGGAGCCAUCGGAUCGAGUCUGGCCUUGGCCGCCUAUCCGCUCACGGAAUGGCUCAAAAUCGACGAUCCCGUUGGCGUCGUGCCAGUCCAUGUCGUCGGGUCCAUCUGGGGCAUGAUCAGUCCGGCCAUUUUCCUCAGUCGCGAGGGAGGAAUCGAGUCCUACAUUGAGCCGGAUGAGAGCGCGGUUAGUGAGAGGUGGAAUGCGAAAAAAAUAUUUCAAUCCAAGUUUCACCUUUUUUCUAUAGUCGAUGUGCCACAAGUUGAAAUUUCAUGGAACGACACUCCGCUGUUUCGAUUUGUGCGGUAGCGCGCAUCUUGCGAAUUUGCCAACCUCGGCUACGCUAAUUUUUUUGGUUUUAAUUCUAAUUUUGAUCGUUUUUUUCAAUUGUUUUUAUUUCUUUUUAAAUGUAUUAUUAUAGUUGAAAAAGAUUGCGUUGUACAAAUGUAAACGAAAGAACACGGUAAAUUUCAUGAUCUUCCUCGAAAAGAGCGAUAAAAAAAGUGUGUUUUUGUUGAAGCCAUGUUUUAAUGUUUUCAUCGUUUUUUUCUCUGUUUGUUGCAGCGGUUAAUAGAUUUUUUCAGAAAGUGAGUGGCUUAUAAAAUAAAUAUUAAAAUCAAAAAAAUUAGCGUGGCCGAGGUUGGCAAAUUCGCAAAAAGCGCGCUACCGCAUAAAUCGAAACAGCGGAGUGUCGUUCCAUGAAGUUUCAACUUGUGGCACAUCGACUAUAUAAGGGCGAAAAUCGCUAAGAGACCUGUUUUUUUACAGUUUUUAGUGCUUGAGUUUAAAAGAAAAAACAAAGAAUACGAGGAAGUCUAUAAACUUCAGAGACACGUAAACCCUCAGAAAAAAAAAAUCAGAAAUUGGCUAGAUUUAUAUCGGCCACGAGUAGACUUUUGCAGACCCAUAGCAAAUUAAAAAAUGAGAAUUUUUUAUUUUUUGUUUAUCGAGUACAGAAUCGCAUAAUUGACGGUUCAGGGAAAGCUGCGAUUCUAGAAAAAGUUAAAUUUCGAAAAGCUUCCAAAAAGCUUCAGAAAGGCUUGAACUUUACUGAAAGUUGACUUGAUUUUUGUUGUCAAAUCAAAUUUUCUUCGUCUCUCUUCACAAAUCCCCUAUGAGACAGCUGGAUGUCAAACACAUAUUUUCAGCCCAAAAACCUGAACGGACUAUUUUACGGCGGAGGUCUGGAACUGAUGUACCUCCAGCUAUUGGCCGUCGGCGUUAUUUCCAUCUACAGCUCUGUCUGCUCCUUUCUGAUCCUUUUCGUAAGAAAACUUCUCCAAAAUUCCAUUCUCUCUUUUUUUCCAGUUGCUCCAACAUUCUCCCAUCGGCUUGAGGAUUUCCAAGUACGACGAGGAACUCGGCGCCGACUUGAGGGAACAUGGCCUCGCCGGACAGAAUAUCAUGACGUACACCGUGGAGAAGAAGCUCAGCGCUGAGUGAGUUACUCGAUUUUUGAAAUCUUUACCGAAAAAUCGGAAAGAGAGAUAUGGAAAAGGAUAGAAACUUUUUAAGAAAAUUUCUUUUUUGAGGACUCAUUUUUGAAGAAUAACGACGAAAAAUCAUAUCUACUCUUCGAAAAACUGGCAAAAAGGACCAGAAAAUUAUCCUAGACCUAUGUGUGGCUGAAAAUUGAGAUUUCGUACUACGUGGAUUAUUUACGAGAUAAAUGAGGGAUUUACGGUUCAACGAGAAAAAAAAUCCUCAAAAAAUAACCUAGAAAAUGAAAUGGAAGUUCUUUCUGGUUGAUUUUCAAAAAAUUAAUUUAUAAAAAUUCUGAGGAUGGCUCAAAUAAUCGGAGUCUUUUGUGCUCCAUGCCUAAUUAGAUAAAAAUAUAUUUUAUUCGGAAACGGACGUGUCGGGGCAUUUAGUGACCACUCUAGUAGCGUGAGUACUCUUAAGUGACACCUAGAUUUGCUCAGAAACCCCCAAGCUACGUCCGGGCCCCGUUUCAAGUUCUCGGAUCUUGGUAACGAAAACCAGACGUGCUCCGGACGUUUCUGAGCAAUUUUAGGGAUCACUUAAGAGGGGUGACGCUACUAAAGUGGUCACUAGAAACGACACGUCCGAUUCGCGUAACCGUCCGAGUUUAACCUCGAAUCCUAGUUUUUAGUUAAUUUCUUCAAAAGUUUUUUUUAAAUUCAUCGUAAACGCCCAUUUUUUUACAUUCUUCUCAUUGGCCUUUGUUUCUUCUUUUCCUAAAUUUUUAUGGAAGUUGUCAUUUUUCCAGGAUGAUCUCCUCAGUGAUGAUGUUGAUCGUGAGAUGGAGAAUCAAGGCAAGAAUGCGAGCCGUCCGAAGGAAGCAAAUCAGCGACGUUUCGACCCUUCAAGAAGACAUUCAAAGCAACGAAUCGGGCGUUCAUCGCAGAAACACCGCCACGUCUUCUGUUUAA
Molecule: messenger RNA, 8011 nt
Organism: Caenorhabditis auriculariae
Lineage: Eukaryota; Metazoa; Nematoda; Chromadorea; Rhabditida; Rhabditidae
Source: the annotation of a GenBank genome assembly